AGUUGCCACCCACCACCGCCCAAACUCCUCUAUAUAAUUCAAGCUAUCCUCUUCUACUUCUACAUAUAGUUUUAUAUAUCUUCCUUUCAGAAAUGGACGGCCGGCGGAGUCGGGUCAAUGUCCACUCUAUUUUAACGUCAGUGUCCAGCAGGCCCUUCGGGUCUUUCAAGACUUGCCCGAUAACCCAGUUGGGCCACGCCAUGGGUCGCCACACCGUCCACGUCAUCUUCUACUAUGAGAAAAGCCCAUUUGGGUCGUUUGACGUGGACCCCCUGAGGGAGUCUUUAUCGGAGGUUCUGUCGCUCUAUCCGCUUGUUACGGGUCGGUUGAACCGAGAUGAGGCGGGCAAUUGGGAGGUUAAGUGUAAUGAUGCGGGUGUUCGGAUUUUAAGGGCUAGAGUUGAUGUCACACUUAAUGAAUGGCUGAGAUCUGCUGAUGGGUUGGAAGAAAGAGAUCUAUCGGUGUGGGAGGAUAUGCCUGAGUCUCCCAGUACGUGGUCCCCUUUCCGGGUUCAGAUUAAUGAUUUUGAAGGAGGAGGUUUAGCCAUUGGACUAAGCUGCACCCAUAUGCAUGCAGACCCAACCAGCCUUAUCCUCCUCUCAAAAGCAUGGUCGGAGGCCAACUGCCGUCAACCCAUUGCCUAUCUGCCCACCUUUCGCCUACCUAACCCAAAACCUCCGCCUACAAACACUAAAACCAAAACUACCAGUUACUUGGCAGCCAAAUCCAAGACACAUUCCCCAUCACUGAAAAUGGCUACAGCCACUUUCAGGUUUUCUGAUUCUGCCAUCAAGCAAUACUUAUCAAGAAACCACGGCAAGUGUCCAGAUGCCACCCCAUUUGAUCUGCUAGCAGCUUUAUUUUGGACGCGGGUUGUGCACUUGAAGGGUCCUAAAAAUGAUCCUACACAUUCCCUCUCAGUCUGUGUAGACUUCAGAAGGCUACUGCAAGAACCACUUCCUUAUGGGUACUUUGGCAAUGCUUUGCAUUUUUCAGUUGUGUCAGUAAGUGCACAAGAAAUGGAAUGUGGGGACAUAGGAAGCAUGGCAGAGUUGGUGCAUUGCCAUGUGUCAGGACUGAAAGAGGAAGAGUUUUGGUCGGCUUUGCAUUGGCUUGAAUCACAGAAGGAAGGAGGUAAGUAUGCAGUGCCAUUUUCUAUGUAUGGCCCUGAACUCACCUGUGUUAGCAUGGAACACAUGAUUGUUGAAGAUCAAUCUUUGAUGUACUCACAGAUAUUUGACAGUGGGAAGCCUGUGCAUGUAUCCUGUCAUGUGGGGAAUGUGGAAGGCGAAGGGUUGAUACUAGUGAUGCCUUCGGCAGAAGGAUUUGCACGAACAGUGAUGGUGACAUUGCCAGAGGAAGAGAUUUCCAAGUUAUGUAAGGAUCAAGCUAUCUUGUGCCUAGAGCCAGAAGUCCUCUUUUGUGGAAAACCAUAAGACUAUUCGCUUUCAGCUUGUGAAUGCAAGAGAAGGUUAGUUUCAACCUUCUGCAAUAUAAAUAAAUUAAGCUUCACUCAA
Mangifera indica (mango) is the source of this 1517-nucleotide messenger RNA. RefSeq names its product protein ECERIFERUM 26-like. Gene Ontology annotation, molecular function: acyltransferase activity, transferring groups other than amino-acyl groups. The coding region runs from base 93 to 1436 and encodes 447 amino acids. The record is from RefSeq and is a predicted model, not a curated record. The transcript is spliced from 2 exons. NCBI's taxonomy places the organism in Eukaryota, Viridiplantae, Streptophyta, Magnoliopsida, Sapindales, Anacardiaceae.